AUGCUACGCCGCUUCCCAAUUUCACAGUCUGUAAGAUUACUUUCCAGCUCCCGUAUUGCUUUUCAGCAAGCGAAAACGGGCUCUGAAAAGGUCAUUUCCAGCUGUCCAGCUGGUACAGUGUUGAAUUUGCAAAUCAAAAAGUCCGGCAAAGAACCCGUGGCUCUGGAGGACCACGAAUACCCAGAGUGGCUUUGGAGUGUUCUGGAUGAAGAUGCUCAGCUCAAAAUGCUGCAAAAGGACCCGUUAAAAUUGCGCAGAAAACAACUAAGAACUUCCAAUCGUCAAAAAAUCAAACAAAACAACUUUUUGUCUGAAAUUUGA
This is a messenger RNA of Lachancea lanzarotensis, 321 nucleotides long. It is a transcript of the gene MRPL37, whose product is annotated as LALA0S13e01904g1_1. The record is from RefSeq and is a predicted model, not a curated record. The coding region runs from base 1 to 321 and encodes 106 amino acids. NCBI's taxonomy places the organism in Eukaryota, Fungi, Ascomycota, Saccharomycetes, Saccharomycetales, Saccharomycetaceae. Gene Ontology annotation, molecular function: structural constituent of ribosome. Gene Ontology annotation, cellular component: mitochondrial large ribosomal subunit. The transcript has a single exon.